AUUCACUCUCUCCCACACGCACUGGCGCACACAAUAUUUGCACACACUUUUCCUCUUGCUAAGGGUUUGCAAUCUCUCUCUGUAAAUUCCUCUCUUAGAUCUCUGAAUCAAUCCCUUUCUAGGGUUUGCUUUCCGGCGCUGCACAGCUACCGAUUUUGAAUCAAUUUUGCGGUUGUUUUGUUGCUGAUUUUGAAUUGGUUGAUAAGAUCCGCGAGCGAGGGAAAUUCGGGCUCCUUUUUCUUGCUGGUUUUCGGUUCUGCCUCCUGUUUGAUGGUUGAAGAAACGCGGAAGGAUCUGAGGGUUGAGAGCUGUAUUGUGAUUUCUGAGGAUUUUAUUUAGAAGAAAUAGAGAUGGAUUUGGAUUUCAAUGGCGAUGUCACGAGCCUCGAUGCUGAACUGCUGCAGCUUCAGGAGGUGUCUCCGUUGGCUAUUAAAGCCAACCCGUAUGUUGCCGAGAAGCUGUUUGAUCAGUGGCUUUCGCUUCCGGAAACCAAUUCCUUGGUAAAAUCGCUGCUCAAUAAUGCCAAGGGAGGUGGCCCCUUAAAUGCUGCUGGAGCAGGUAGCACAAAUACUGCAGCUAGCAAUACGGCGCCUUCAAUGUUUCCUGCAGGUAGUACGCCGCCACUUUCACCAAGGAGUUCUUCAGGUUCUCCCCGAAUCAUGAAACACAGGGCAGGCCCUUCUAAUUUACCCUCUCCCUUGAAAUUAGUGAAUGAACCCAUGAAAGAGCUUAUACCUCAGUUCUAUUUCCAAAAUGGGCGCCCACCACCUAAUGAACUGAAAGAGCGAUGCUUGUUUAGAAUUAACCAAUUUUUUUAUGGUCACGUGGAUGGACUGCAGAUGCAUGAAUUUAAACCAGUAACGAAGGAAAUUUGCAAGCUCCCGUCUUUCUUUUCUGCUGUACUGUUUAGAAAGAUCGACACUGAGGGAACUGGAAUUGUGACCAGGGAUGCGUUUGUCGAUUAUUGGAUUAAUAAAAACAUGUUGUCUAAGGAUCUAGCAACACAGUUAUACACAAUCUUGAAGCAGCCAGAGCACAGAUACUUGGUCCAGGAUGACUUUAAACCUGUUCUACGAGAACUUUUGACCGCUCAUCCUGGGUUGGAAUUCCUACAGAGUACACCUGAAUUUCAAGAAAGAUAUGCUGAAACUGUAAUAUACAGAAUAUUUUACUAUGUGAAUAGAGCGGGUAAUAGUCGUCUUACACUGAAGGAGCUGAGACGCUCAAACUUGAUUGCUGCAAUGCAGCAUGCAGAUGACGAAGAGGAUAUUAACAAAGUCUUGAGGUACUUCUCCUAUGAGCAUUUCUAUGUCAUAUACUGCAAGUUCUGGGAGCUGGAUUCAGAUCAUGAUUUUUUGAUUGACAAAGAAAACCUCAUCAGAUAUGGUAACCAUGCACUUACCUACAGGAUUGUUGAUAGAAUAUUUUCUCAGGUUCCGAGAAAGUUCACCAGUAAGGUUGAAGGAAAGAUGGGAUAUGAAGAUUUCGUCUACUUCAUAUUGUCAGAGGAGGAUAAAUCAUCAGAACCUAGUCUUGAGUAUUGGUUCAAGUGCAUAGAUUUGGAUGGUAAUGGCAUUAUAACGAGGAAUGAAAUGCAAUUCUUUUAUGAGGAGCAGUUGCAUAGAAUGGAAUGCAUGGCCCAAGAGCCUGUACUUUUUGAAGAUAUACUAUGUCAAAUUGUUGACAUGGUUCAUCCAGAGGAAGAGAGCUAUUUUACGUUGCGGGAUAUAAAAGGCAGCAGACUUUCUGGCAGUGUUUUCAAUAUCCUGUUUAACCUUAAUAAGUUCAUGGCUUUCGAGACUCGUGAUCCAUUUCUAAUUCGCCAGGAGCGUGAGAACCCUAAUUUGACGGAGUGGGAUCGCUUUGCUCACCGAGAAUACAUUAGGCUCUCGAUGGAGGAAGAUGCAGAAGAUGCCUCUAAUGGAAGUGGAGAUGUUUGGGAUGAACCGCUCGAGGCUCCUUUUUGAAUUCUGUUUGGAGUCUACUCUGAAUUCCUUAUAUAUAGCUGGCUACGGAGCAUUACAAGCUGUAGAAAGGGAUUCUCACUCGCAACGCUCUGCUAGUAUGUUUUUGAAGACUCGUUUUAGAAAUUUUGAUGAGUUAGAAACGUUGCCAUGGUGCACCGGGGGAAAGGUUGCACAUUUGUUGAUUUGAUACUAACAAGCAAAUAGAUUAUGUUAGUUCACAGCCUUUUUAGCACUUGGUUCUUUUGUCAGGUUGUAAGAAAUAUAGUACUUUUAUUAAUUAUUUCAUUUGGAGGCAGUAUCAAAUUGCUUCUUCUUUUUGCU
Messenger RNA from Salvia splendens (bonfire salvia), 2288 nucleotides. RefSeq names its product serine/threonine protein phosphatase 2A regulatory subunit B''beta. Gene Ontology annotation, cellular component: protein phosphatase type 2A complex. NCBI's taxonomy places the organism in Eukaryota, Viridiplantae, Streptophyta, Magnoliopsida, Lamiales, Lamiaceae. Gene Ontology annotation, biological process: protein dephosphorylation. The record is from RefSeq and is a predicted model, not a curated record. Bases 351 to 1967 code for a protein of 538 amino acids. Gene Ontology annotation, molecular function: protein phosphatase regulator activity; calcium ion binding. The transcript has 13 exons.